Messenger RNA from Angiostrongylus costaricensis, 201 nucleotides. NCBI's taxonomy places the organism in Eukaryota, Metazoa, Nematoda, Chromadorea, Rhabditida, Metastrongylidae. The record is from the annotation of a GenBank genome assembly.
AUGAGGCAGUUGAGCGUACUCGCACCACGCAGGCAGAUAUGCAGUGCUGCUGCUGCUUCUGCUGCUAUUGCUGCGUCGAAAGAUCGCCUCCACUCGACAAUUCCUACCACUACUCAGCAGAUAGAGCUGCAGUUCAAUCGUCUAGAACAUACACUCAACGAACAGAGUAAACGAGACCCGCCACGUAUUCGAAUCGAAUAG